Dothidotthia symphoricarpi CBS 119687 is the source of this 828-nucleotide messenger RNA. RefSeq lists its product as uncharacterized. Gene Ontology annotation, molecular function: oxygen binding; heme binding. NCBI's taxonomy places the organism in Eukaryota, Fungi, Ascomycota, Dothideomycetes, Pleosporales, Dothidotthiaceae. The record is from RefSeq and is a predicted model, not a curated record. Bases 1 to 828 code for a protein of 275 amino acids. The transcript is spliced from 2 exons.
AUGGCUACGCUUCCCCGCCGCCAUAUGCAGCAUUUCGACCGUCGAGAGCUCUACACCAAUCUCGAAACCAGGAUAGAAUAUCUCCACUCAUUCCUCGACUUCAGCUCUCGUGACAUCGAAGCGCUCAUUACCGGAGCAAAAUACAUAAAGAUGCUGAUUCCCGCGAUCGUCAACAUCGUCUACAAGAAGCUCCUACAAUACGACAUCACAGCACGCGCGUUCGAAACACGGUCAACGUCGUACGAAGGCCCGGUUGAUCCAAACCUCAACGAGAAUUCGCCUCAGAUUCUGCACCGGAAGUUGUUCCUUCGAGGCUACCUCACCAAGCUGUGCAGCGAUCCAAGCAAGAUGGAGUUCUGGGAGUACCUUGAUAAAGUCGGUAUGAUGCACGUCGGCCAAGGACGGGCUCAUCCUCUACACGUCGAAUACGUGCAUAUAGGCGUGACGCUGUCAUUUAUCCAAGACGUGCUUACAGAGGCCAUCCUCUCACAUCCUCGCCUGAAGAUGGAUCGAAAGAUUGCGCUUGUCAGGGCGCUGUCCAAGGUCAUCUGGAUCCAGAACGAUCUUUUCGCGAAGUGGUAUGUUCGAGAUGGGGAUGAGUUUGCAGAGGAGCGUGUUGCGCCUGAGAUUGAACCAGAGGGUUAUCUACAUGGCAAAAAGAUAUUGCAUGAUGGAGAUGAAGGCGAGAGUGAGAUUGGAGAUUCUGGCUCAUGCCCGUUCAAGAACCUCACGGUGCAAGCACAGGGGAGGGAGGCUACUACCCCUGCUUCAUCGCAUUCAGCGCCGUCCAGCACGAUACCACACGAUGCUGACAGCAGUGCGACUUGA